Molecule: messenger RNA, 3321 nt
Organism: Leishmania braziliensis MHOM/BR/75/M2904
Lineage: Eukaryota; Euglenozoa; Kinetoplastea; Trypanosomatida; Trypanosomatidae
Exons: 1
Coding region: 1-3321 (1106 amino acids)
Source: RefSeq, a predicted model, not a curated record
AUGAGUUUGUUCGCUCAGCGUGAACGCAUCGAGGUCUCCUCCGGCGACAGCGAGCCAGACUCGAUCGCCUCCACUAUCGUUGACUCUGCCGAUGAGCUCAUCGAGGGGCUCGCUCGAAUGGCCCUGGACGGGCCCUACAGCGACAAGCCAAGAACGUACGAAACUAGUCAACGUCUCCAGAGUCGGGGAAUAACCCGUCGCCCGCACGAAGUGGCACUGACAAAGCCUAGCAUUGAGCUAUCGCGACUGAUGACGCCCACACCUCGAGCAAGCUCCUCCACACCACCGUUCUAUCAAGUCCCUGCGUGGCUGAGCACACAAGGCAGUGCCUUCGUUCCGGAACGCACCGGCGUAGACGUGGCCGAAGCAGAGAGUGAAGCGCGCGCGCUCGCGAAGCUGUACCGGCACCUUGACCGCGAGUAUUUCAGAGAGAAAAGUAUCGGUGAUCACUCUGACAGCAAGCCGAUAGCUUCUGGAAGAGCGGAACGUGAUGAUUAUGGGGCCAGAGCCCGCAAUGCUCGUUCUUCUCUCACCAUGGAGGCAACCCCAAUGCACAAGCCGCGCCGCAAGCCGGAUGAAACAGCUCGAUUGCGGCUUUUGGUCCCGAGCAAGACUCAACUGGCACGACGAGUGGAGAAGUACGAGAUACGCAAGAAACGCGAGGAGGAGGCUCGACAGCACCCGAAGCGUGUACGUGUGCCGGCGGAGGCAGUCAAGCGAGGGACAAGGCUUUUCCUCGAGGCCCAGGAGAGGGCCAACAACGUGAAAGAGGUGCAGAAGGAGCAGGCGAAGCAGAAGGCCGAACAGGAGAAGAAGGAGUGCACUUUUCACCCUUCCGUGUCGAGGUACGCAGCGCAGUUUGCCGCGGAAGGGGCGUACUACCCGUUGGAGAGUCGGUUCGAGGACCAGGCCGCAUACAACGAGAAGCGAAUGCGGCUGCGGCUCGAGCGGGCGAUGGAGCUCGAGAAAGAGUGCACCUUCAAGCCCACCCUGUCUCCUGGAACCGAGGAGCUGAUGUUCGACCUUCGUUCCCGCCGCGAGCGCUUUCAUUAUUGCCGUUCGUUUCGCAGACCGGAAGCAGGCGAGCACGCGAGGAGUCGGGGAAGGCGCCCAUCGCCAUCAGAACGUGAGCCGUUUGAGCCCGGUGAGCGACUGUACCGUGACGGCGGCGAGCGUCUCUUGCGUCAGCAGGUGCGACUGCAGCGAGCCGCGGCAAAGGAGCAGCGCCACGUCGUUGGUGGCGCGCUGCGACUCUCUCCCACCGGUGCCCAGCAGCUCGCUGGCCGCUUCACAUCGUGGGCGGCGACGCGUGAGGCGAAUCGAGAACAGCUGCGCGUUGCGUUGGAGCGGCAGGAGCGCGAAACGCCAAAAGUCACUGUCGAACGCGAGGCGGCGAUUAGGCGAGCAGGAGGUCUUCGCUUCAGCAGAACUUUGUCGAGUCUAGGUAGGUCUACAGCUACACCACGCCUCGUGCAAUCCGCGGCGAACGGAAAUGGCAGCAUUGCCCCUGCAGUGACGGAUGCCUCCGUCCUACCACUGAAGAACAACAACUAUUUCACAUCCUCUACGGGCUCACAGAGAGCCUGCGGUGACGCUGACAAUUGUGAAGCGUCACGGGUGCCGUCGGAUCGAGCACGGUCAUCCCAGUCUCCUUCAGGCGCUGACUGUGGGGUGACAGCCACUAAUGUCCUCCGGAGUGUGGCGUCUCUGUCGGCACCCGAGACGUGUCCUGCGGUGGAUAUGCCGGUGCACAAGGAGCUCCUGCGCAUCCGCCUUGGUGCUCUCUUUUACAAGUACGCCGUUUCCACCACAGCGACCGCAGUGACCCUCGCGCAGGUCAAGCAGCAGGUCCGGUGCUACUACCCAGAAGACUCCGGCAUCGCCGCCGCACUUGCGUCUUCCUUCCCGAAUGGGCAGCAGCACAUCACCAAGAUAGAGUUCAUGGCAGCGCUCGCACGCUACGUGGCGCAGCAUGGGAUACAGCCAUGGUGUCUUCCCCAUCACAAUGACCCGAACACCAUUGUGGGUGCACCGUACAGCUCACCGGCUUCUACUACUACCGGCGCCGCGGCUGCUGUGAUGACGAAUGUUUUGGUGAACUCUGCUCACUUAACAGAUGUGAUGGACAACGACGCGCCGGGCUCUAUACCGUCAUGGACCGGCACGGGCACCUGUGGCAGUGAACCGGGCUGCCGAAACAAAGUCGACUGCUCGGUGUUUACACCUACAACGGCACGCGCCUCUGAAGGAACUAGUGGAGAGAAGCCACUUCGAACGCACAUCUACUCCUCUUCUCUGCCGCCUGACUGCUCUCCACCGACACCGGCACCCACUGCCGUCGCGCCAAGUUGUGCACCGAAGGGAAACAGAGCGACCGCUGCAACGACCGGUGUGCGUGGCUCCACCUCCACAUCGAGGGGGUCUCUUUGCGAUGGCUUGCGGGAUCCCACCGCUUCGAAGGACACGCUUCCAGCGAACUUUCCAAUCGCUGCUUCUGAAUUUGUGCGCGGGUAUGCGGACUACGUGCAGCGGCAGCGCCGUGCUAUCGACCGCGCGCGUGCGGUGAGCAAGAGCCCUCAAAGAAAUGUGGUCGAGGAGUGUACCUUCCGCCCCACCUUGACACCUCGCAGCGUGAUGCUGAGCGACAUGAAUCUCAAGAAACGAAUGGCCUACGUUCGUGAGCUGCAGCUGCGACGGCGCAAUCUCCAGUUGCUGCACACUGCAGUGCUGGCGGAAGGAAGCGGCGAGGAUGGCUUACCGAGGGCCACCCCGUCGAAGAGAGAAUUCAAAGCGCGUGACGCGCUCGACUCCACGCAAACAUCACCCCUGACGCCUUCCACAAAGCACUCGUCAGCGUCGCUCUCCGGUAUCUCUCCGCCGUCGGGGCUCAGUCCGUCCAUUGAGGUAUCGAGCCUAUCCUGCAGCACGCCGCAGCACGAAGGCAAAAACGCGUCGUCAAAACCUGCCGCAACGCUGUCGCCUCCACAUCAGCAGCAUCUCGCAGGGGAUUCCAACGCGCUUCGAGUUAUAGCCAGGCUGGAGCAGCUGUUAAACGACGUGGCAGGCAAAGAGGGCUCGAUACAAGCCACGGAGUCGGUAGUGAGGACGCCGCCUCCUUCUUCCUCAGUGCACGCUGACGUUUCUAGUGUAGGGCAUGCCGGCAUGGUAAUUGCGGAGGACGGCGCUGACACGACACGGACGGUUUCCACUGUGCCGCUCUCCCGCUUUUUUGCGACGAAGCCGGCGCAGGCGAUUUUGUGUGCCGAGGAGGGACUCCUUGAGUCGCGGCACGGUGUGAAGACGUCAUGCGGCGCCAACUAA